GCACGCUCAGCUGUCCCAGCCGCCCACGCUUGGUUUCUCUUCCCCUCUCGCCCGCCUCCCACUUUGUUCCUCUUUCGUUACUGUUGUCGUCUUGCGCGUUCACGCUAUAUGUACAACAAUAUAUUUUUUUUACCUUCGUUACUGGCAUUUGAAAAGCCAUUUCCUUGCUGUUCACUCGUUCUUAUCUUUAUCAACCCGUCGCUCUCGAAUCGAGAGCGUAGGGUUCAGGUGUAUAACAGGAGCGCACCGUUGGGUGUACAAACCUACCCCGGACCCCCUUAUAAACAAUCCUUACUUGCGGCCUUGAGCAAAUAUUCAACUGCAAGCUCUAUUUUCGCGUUUGGAACUUAAACUCUCGAGGCGUUCAUUGUGUGUGAGUUGCUGUUCUUUUCCGAGAUCUUCUCCGCCGAAUCACCCCUCAGCCCCUCUCCAACUCCUUACAUCGCACGCUAUCUAAGAAAACACACCGCCAACCGGCACACACUGCCUGGUCCCUGUGCCUCAAUUAAAGCCCCCAGGUGUACUCGACACUGCUUCUUGAGAGUUGAUAACUCCAUAAACAGCCCGCUUCAUUCAACUCAAUACCAUGCUGUGACUGCUUCUCUAACUUGUCUAGGCCCCUGAAUGGUAUUAGUCCAGUGAUAUCCGUCUCAUAGUGGCCGCCAUCAUGGCCUUCAAGAACGGACUUAGUGAACGCCUCGAUGAGCUGCGAUUUCCCUCUCCGCGAUCCCCUACCUCAGAGUCACCGUUUCCCGGAUACAAUUCGAUCUCCCCAGGCCACUCGAACCUCGUGUCAGCUUUUUCGCGGCCCUCAGGUGAUGUCCGUGCCAAUCUUCAGCGUCGUUUCACCACAGACUCUAGCAAGCUUUCGUCUUGGAGCUAUUUGAAUCAUGCUGGAAAUGCGCCUCAUAUGCCGGAUCCCUUGGAUCUAUUGUCAUCGUUUGAAAAGAAGCGUCAGCACAUCGAGUAUAUGCGGGAGCAAAAGAGGAGGUUUGAAGAAGAUAUGAAGCUACUAGACAUGCAGCAUGAGAAAGAGAAGUUAGAGAUGGACCGAAUUGCAAAGGACCUUGCCAAAGCUGGCAUAUCUGGGCCUGUCAGUGAGCCUACGACCCCUCCUGAGUAUCGGGAAAACAGCUUCUCAAGUGGGUUCACACGACCUACUCGCUUCUCAACUUCAUCUGUCACCUCAUCUCCUGGUUUCUUCAAUGUAUUUGCCCCUUCUCAGGCAGCAACUCCGCAGGGCCAGGUGAAUCCCGCCUCUGCACAAACCCCUACCAAUCGGUUCUCGGUGCAUUCUGUUCCUGGUUCUCGCAGAAACUCUGAGAAAGAAGAUUUCAGUCAAGAGCCUACAUCCCCUUUCCGUCCUGGACCUGCUAUCCAUCGUUAUUCAAUGCCAUCUGCAGGUUUUGGAUCCCAGCUCCGCCCAAACAUCUCUGGCUUUAAUAACGCCUCUGGAUUGGAGUCGUUUAACACUGCUAAGUAUCUGUUCCACAACGAGGACGAUAGAGCGACUUUGAAGGAGGAAGAUCGAAUUCCAACUCCUGACAUCAAGAGUUAUCUCAAGUUGACAGACCCCGACGACAAGUUCCCUACAUUGUCACGUAGGGACGACUCAGGAUUGCUAUCUGCAAACUCGGAUGCCUUAGACCUGGCCAAUUCUCGCACUCCAAACCCCGAAACCUGGAACUCUCAUAGCCGACAUCGCUCUUCUCAUCAAAGCAUGCCACAAAACGCUCUAAACAUGUUCCGGCUCGAGCAGCUGGGAAGCCCGACUAGCGAGAGUCAUUCUAACACACCUCGACACACUGCUCGUCACUCACUUGAGGCAAACCUUCUUUACAGUGCUGAGGGGAACCAUGAAGGUAUGACUGCAACCUCGUCAAACCGUCCAACCUCUCUGCAGUCAUCAUACUCUACAAAUGACCUCCCUACUGUAAAGGGUGAUGGAUUUGACCCUGCCAUCACACCACCAAAGACUCAUGCGGAACAUUUCCAGCAACACAAUGCCAACAUGGGCCGAAUUCCUGCAAAUGCUGUCAACACCCGCCAGCAGAAGGACUCGCCAGACCGCGAUGACCCAAACAUGCAGGGACCCCGGUCUCAGCAGACCACCCUACAGCCUAAUGCAACACCCUUUGGGCCACAACUUAGUUCGGCUGCCAGCACCAGCACUGCUGCUCCGGCUUCUUUGGCCACUUUCCAGCAGCCAUUUUAUGGUUACGGCGUCCAGCCUUACAUGGGGAAUCCCCUCCCGGUAAACGGACAACUUCAGAACUAUACUCCUGGCGCUUCUUACGGCGCAUUUCCCGGCUACGGCAAUUACCGUAUAGCUGAGGGUCCAGCAAAGGCUAUGGGAUCUCGCCGCAGCAACGGUGAAGGGGAGUCCGCCCAGCUAUCUCGCUUCACUAAUUUUCCAUUGGAUCACUAUCGUGGUGAGCUAUAUGGCCUCUGUAAAGACCAGCAUGGGUGCAGGUACUUGCAGCGGAAGUUAGAGGAGCGCAACCCGGACCAUGUCCAGAUGAUCUUUGAUGAGACGCAUGUGCAUGUUGUGGAGCUAAUGACCGAUCCUUUUGGUAAUUAUCUUUGCCAGAAGUUGCUUGAGUACUCCAAUGAUGAACAGCGUACUGCGCUGAUCAACAACGCCGCGCACCAACUUGUGAAAAUCGCACUGAAUCAACAUGGUACUAGGGCUUUACAGAAGAUGAUCGAGUUCAUAUCAACUUCUGAACAGACUCAAACCGUGAUCCACGCUUUGGAAGAUCACGUUGUGGAACUGGUUCAAGAUUUGAAUGGCAAUCAUGUCAUUCAGAAGUGCCUGAAUCGCCUCUCUGCUGAAGACGCCCAGUUCAUCUAUGAUGCUGUGGGUGCUAAUUGUGUUGUGGUAGGUACUCACCGCCAUGGAUGUUGCGUUCUUCAGCGCUGCAUUGAUCAUGCUUCUGGUGACCAGAGGGCUCGUCUAAUCGCCCAGAUCACCUCCAAUGCGUUUGCCUUGGUUCAAGAUCCUUUUGGAAACUACGUGGUGCAGUACAUUUUGGAUCUGGCCGAGCCCCAUUUCACCGAACCCCUUUGUCAGACGUUCCGUGGAAAUAUCCCCGCCUUGUCAAAGCAGAAGUUUAGCUCCAACGUUAUCGAAAAAUGUCUCCGCACUGCCGACGGCCCGGUUCGAGGCCAACUCAUCGAGGAGAUGCUCUCAGGCUGUGAGCUGGAGAAAAUGCUCCGAGAUUCCUUCGCUAACUAUGUUGUGCAAACUGCCAUGGACUUCGCGGACAGUGAGACCCGAACCCGCCUGGUCGAUGCGAUUAGACCAAUCUUGCCUUCAAUCCGUCAAACACCUCACGGUCGUCGCAUUGCUGGCAAGAUGAUGGCAGCAGAGGGUUCCGGGAGGGGAAGUGCUACAACUAGCGGACAAGUCACUCCGAACGAGAUGAAUUCGGCUCAGCUUCCUGGGCCUCUGCAAGGUAACCAGAAGCCUUUCUUGUAUCAACAUCCCUCUUUUCCCAUAGGUAGUGCCCAGUUUGGUGUUGGCUCUACGACCAAUACUCCGUCCGGGGGACCAAAUGAAAACCCCUCUGGGAUUUUCACCCCUCCAGUCCAGCACUCGAACGGCAAUCUAAGUGCUCAAGGUCAGCUGUAUGCAUACUUUUAAGCUGGUGUGAAAUAUCUUGGAUUCGCUACCUACCCAUUGAACUGUACUCAUAUUUGAAAUGAUGAUACGAUCUCUAUGACUUACGGCCAUCUUGACAUAUGUCAACGAAUUGGGAACCUGAAACAUUGAUACCACGACAGAUCUUUUAUCUUUAUGCAACUUGCAUUGCAUCUUUGGAUUCUUGACGAUACGAUGCAGUCUGAUAAAAGAUUAUACCUGCAUUGAUGUCCUGUAUUCUUUCAAGGCGUUAAAUGCUCAUGUUUAUCACAUCUUUUGACGAAUAUACCUGCCACGUCUAUUUCUUCCUUGUCGUUUCCACCUACUAACCCAGCUCUUCAACUUUAGGUUGAGCGAAGGUUGAAAUGUUUCAUACAUGUGUUUUUUUUUUUUUUUUUUUUUUUUUUUUUUU
Molecule: messenger RNA, 4055 nt
Organism: Aspergillus pseudonomiae
Lineage: Eukaryota; Fungi; Ascomycota; Eurotiomycetes; Eurotiales; Aspergillaceae
Product: putative RNA-binding protein
Exons: 6
Coding region: 668-3646 (992 amino acids)
Biological process (GO): post-transcriptional regulation of gene expression
Cellular component (GO): cytoplasm
Molecular function (GO): mRNA binding
Source: RefSeq, a predicted model, not a curated record